AUGGAGUUGAUGGAACUUGUCGACAACGAGCCGACGGCUCGACCCUUUCAGUGCGACUGGGAUACGUGCACUAAGUGUUUCAACCGCAAGUCCGACCUCCAAAGGCAUUACCGGAUACAUACGAAUGAGAGACCGUACUCCUGUACAACAGAAGGGUGUGGUAAAAGCUUCAUACAGCGUAGCGCCUUGACGGUCCACAUCCGCACUCACACCGGUGAGAAACCUCAUCAAUGUCAACAUGCUGGAUGUGGCAAGCGUUUCUCGGAUUCUUCGAGUCUGGCUCGACAUCGACGCAUACACACCGGCAAACGGCCUUAUAAAUGUGCUCACGAGGGUUGCCUCAAAAGUUUCUGCCGGAAAACAACGAUGGUCAAACAUCAGAGGCGUUCUCACCAGAGGGGUGUCCAUUCAGAGAUGGAAGAUUUCUCUUCUGAGUCGGACAGCGGCGAGUCUCCGUCUACUCCUAAGCAACCCGGCAUGUGGCCAACAGGCCAUUUGACAAACGGGCUUUCUGAUAUGCAAGGCCACGCCGUCCAGCGAGCAUCAUCAUUCGGCGACUUUGGUCAAGUAAGCCAGUACGAUAUAUCGCAGCAGUAUGGCCACCGGCACAGCAUCUCUGGUGGGGGCGCCCACGAAUACCAUGGCGACAUUGUCCGAUCGUAUCAACCCUCCAUACUUCAAGGGCUUCCGCGAACGGCCAGCGUGCCUCAUCCUUACUUUGUGACAGACCAGAACAACCCUAGCAUCGCGACAAUGAAUACGAAUCCGAUACAACAGUACCAGAUACCGAGGCAGCAACCUGAGCGGCUCCCAAUAGAAAUUCCGUACAAUACGGCGGGGAAUAUGAUUAACUCAAUCCAGAAUAGCCCUGCCAGCUUCACGACUGGAAUUUCAGGCCACAGCCCGUCAGGCCAUGAUAACUACUACACGCACCAGUCUCCGCAUGCGACAACGUAUUCGCUGAACACAACGCCUGUCAUGGAGCAACCCAUGACGCAGUUCCCUCAGCAAGUCGCCCAGCCAGUGCACCAGCCAGUUCAUCAGCAGGUCCAUCAGCAGGUCCAUCAGCAGGUCCAUCAGCAGGUCCAUCAGCAGGUCCAUCAACCGAUCCAUUCUUCCCAGCCGGUGCAGCCUCAGAUGUUGCAGAUACCUCCUCCCAUGCAACAAGUUCAGCAAGUCCAGCAAGUCCAACAGACUCAGCAAGUCCAACAGGCUCAGCAAAUCCAGCAGGCUCAGCAAAUCCAGCAGGCUCAGCAAAUCCAACAGGUUCAAGAUCAAUAUCAGCCAGCGCCAACGCAACAGGAAGAACAUUGGUAUAACACGAUGCCUUACCAACAACCAGUUGAGGUUCCUACUGUCGGUCAAGUACCAUCUUUCGGGUCUACGCCAGAUUACCCGUGGCUCGUCAAGCCGGAUUUUGACGAGGACACGUCGACGCAGAUGCCCAGUUCAAGAAUCAAUGAUUUAUGA
Molecule: messenger RNA, 1470 nt
Organism: Daldinia childiae
Lineage: Eukaryota; Fungi; Ascomycota; Sordariomycetes; Xylariales; Hypoxylaceae
Exons: 4
Coding region: 1-1470 (489 amino acids)
Biological process (GO): regulation of transcription by RNA polymerase II
Cellular component (GO): PcG protein complex; transcription regulator complex
Molecular function (GO): RNA polymerase II cis-regulatory region sequence-specific DNA binding; DNA-binding transcription factor activity, RNA polymerase II-specific
Source: RefSeq, a predicted model, not a curated record